Messenger RNA from Malaclemys terrapin pileata, 4465 nucleotides. Its product is annotated as interferon-induced protein with tetratricopeptide repeats 5-like. NCBI's taxonomy places the organism in Eukaryota, Metazoa, Chordata, Testudines, Emydidae. The transcript is spliced from 2 exons. Gene Ontology annotation, biological process: defense response to virus. Gene Ontology annotation, molecular function: protein binding. Gene Ontology annotation, cellular component: cytosol. Bases 2454 to 3818 code for a protein of 454 amino acids. The record is from RefSeq and is a predicted model, not a curated record.
CCCGUGCCAGCCUGCCCCACUCUGGGGCGAAUGCACUCGGCUGGCAAGGCCUCAGGCUGCUCUGAGAGCCUCGUGUGACCAGGGCUGGGGAGCACACAGGACAUGAUGGGAUUUGUGUCUUUAAGGAGCCUUUUGUGCAUCUCCAGCAAGGGACUCUCAGCUGGGAGCAGGUCAGGGCCCGUUAACCCUCGCACGCCCAGGCCUCAGGCACUGACACCCCCCAACAAAAAGCGACCGCGUCUUUGCAGCCUCUUUAAAUCAGUUGCUCUAGGUGUGGCCCUAGGGUGCUGGCUGUUCCCCCCUCACCCCUCAAUGAUGGGAGAGUCCCCCCCCCCCCCCCCGAUCGAGGGCAGAGAACCAGGCAAACGAGUCCCCGAGUUUGUUGAAAUCGGCUUUUUAAGUGUAUUGUCUUUAUGCUGCUGCUCCCCCUCCUUCCUUCCCCCAGGAUCACAAACUCUGUGGUCACUUUCCCCCAAGUUGCCUUCCACCUUCAGAUUCACAGCCAGCUCCUCCCUAUUCGUCAGAAAUAGCAACUAGCCACCGGCCGUCCCCCCUCACAUCCCACACCUUCUGAAACAAAACAAAAUGUAUCUUUCAAAAAACCGUAUGGAAACAAGACACUUAGUUCUCCUCUGGGGAGCAGAGAACCCAAACACGGGCCAGGUGAUAGUGACAGUGGUUAAUGCACAGCCAGACCGAGCCCAGACACUGCAGGGAGGAGCAGAGGGUAAGAACCUACAUAGGACUGAACAGAAGAGACCCCACAGUGUCCCCACAGCGCAGCGAACCAGGCAGGGCCCCACGGAGAUAGAACGUGAUCGUGUAAUUCAAGAGUGCACCAGCCUGCGGUGGUGCAAAGGGCAGAGAUGAGGCUGCAAAGGGAACCCGACUAUUAUUUCCUCACUUCAGAGGGUUUGAUUUUUAUGUGGGGGAGGCAUUUUCAAAAGCACUGAAGUGAUUGAGGAGCAUGGAUCACGCUGGCAGCCAACGGGGCCUGGACAUCUAAAUCAGGGGGGCACUUUUGAAAAUCACCCCCUGCACAGAUAAAGCUGGGGGAGGGAUCGGGGAGGAGGAGGAGACCUGGGGGAGCAGGUAUGUUAGCCAAAUGGGCUCAUUUCCCCCUGGAGCUGCCCAAUUACCCCAAGGAGGCACGGGAGUCUAGAAGACGGCUUUAAGUUUUUAUUGACCAGUCAGCUGAGUGGGCGCUCUCCUCGGCUAAUGCCAGAGAGAGAGCCCCUUACAAGUGCGGAGCAAGCCUUUUUAUACCUAGCAACAAACAACUUAGCAUGCAUACCUGAUACGCCUACGCGGAAGGAACAUUUCAAAAGGCCUUGUAUGCAGAUUGAGAGAGAGGCAAGGGAAUGGAUACAUAACAGGAUGCGGUUUAACAUUUGCUUGAACUCAUCGCUUCUUUCCACAGCCACCCCCUUUCCCCCCCGCCCGCACUCCACUCUGAGGCAUAUGUUAGACUGAAAUGGCAGUGCCUGUCUGUCUCACCUAGGCUGGUGGUUUGGCCGCCUUGUGUUAUCACAUAAUCUUGCUGCACAGAAGGCUGCAGCGCGUGUUUUGCAGAAACAGUCGUUGCUCCUGAUAUAACAGCUGGGCUUAUAGGCAAAUAGUUGACCUUUUUUGCUCUAACAGGUACAAAGUGCUCACAUUUUGCUAAUCACCCUGCCUCAGUCAUUUCCCUCUGCUCCUCACUGCUAAGUGCCCCGUGCCGGGGGCGGGGACAGGCUGCCAACUGUGCCACACAGCACGAGCCGGGCUGCCCACUGCCCUGGGCAGGUACCUUGAAGUGAAUGAGGGAGAGCUCCUCUGUGCUAUGGGCCCCAUCCUCUGCACACAACCGCAGCCCCUGUGCUCAGGGCAGUGCAGGCUGUUCCCACCCGGGCGACACGAACACCCAAAGGUGGCGGGGAAGGGCUGGCCGGAGGCUGGGAUACGGCCAACCUGGUCACCCCACGGGGCUGUGGAGUUGAUUGGGUGCGUAACAGGGAGUGCACUCCGGUGUGGUAAUGGUGAGUGACCUGUCUGUGUGCAGGGAAACCCAGGGCAGGAUUGUAUGUGUGCAAACGUGUGUGCGUAGAGACACAAACACACACACACACACACACACCCUGUAACCAGUCCCAUGUCACCCAGGGAGCUGCAGGUGGCAAGUCAGGCAGAGUGGAAACUGAAGAUGACAAGUGGAGCUGAAAGUUAAGGUUCAGUUUCCUUUCCCCCAGCUCACUCUCGCUUUCAGUUCCCCAGCCAGCCCCGUGAGCUCCCCAGCCCGCAGCCCAGGCUGGCUAUAAAAGGGCAGGGGGGUCCGAGCAGACACAGUCCGUUCUGGCCCCAGACAGAACUCGGGUCUCUCCCAGAACCGGGCACUUCUCCAGCUCGGGAAGAAACCCAGUGCAGUGACAGGAGCCGUCACCUCCCUGGCUGGGCUGGGGACUCAGCAGAUCGCAAUGAGCCCCCUGCGCCUGAAGGAGAAGCUGCAGGCCCUCCAGUGCCACUUCACCUGGAACUUUGAAAUCAGAGACAAGGUAGAUGCAACUCACAUCCUCCAAACUCUGACUCUCAGGAUUGCCCACACUCACUACCAGAACCAGCCCGUGCUCCUUGCCAUGCAGGCUUAUCUCUACCACCUGCAAGGGCAAUAUGAAGACGCUCUGCAAAGCCUUAGAGAAGCCGAGGAGAUUCUGCAAAGAGAUCACCCAGAUAACUUCCCCCGGCAGGUCCUGGUCAUUUACGGAAACUACGCCUGGCUCUAUUAUCACUUGGCCCACUAUGAUUUGGUUGAGCUUUACCUGGACAAGGUUAGAAAGAUCUGCAGCUCCCUGAAGAGCCGCUCUCCAUAUGCAGCUCAGAUCCCUGAGAUACAUGCACAGAAAGGCUGGUCUCUCCUGGCAGCAGGCUUCCGCAAUGGCAGAGAAGCAACAGAGUGUUUCCAAAUGGCAUUGAGAGAAGACGAAGCAAAUGGGGAGUUUCUUGGUGGUUUGGCAAUCGCAGCCUUUGCAUCAUGGACUCACUCACGCAAUUCUGCAUCUCGGAAUGCUGCCAGAGAGAAGUUGGGCGCCAUUAUCCGUGAACAGCAGCAAAACUAUGAAGCUAAGGUGUAUUUAGCCAAGAUCUUUAAGAGCGUGAAUAGACAGCAAGCAGAAGCCCUCUUAGAAGAUGUUGUCCAGAAUAGCCUGGACCCUGAGGUCCUGAGAAAUGCAGCCAUGUUCUUUCAACGAGAAUUCGUAGAAAAAACAAUCUCUAUCCUACAGCGAGCAAUAUCUCUGAACCCCGAUUAUCAUCUCCUUCACUAUGACCUUGGCGUCUGCUACAAGAAACAACUGGAGGAGGCCAAGUCAGGCAGAGGAGAAAUAUUGGCAGCAGCUAUUGAGGCCUUCAAAAAGGCUUUGCAGAAAGAUCCAGUCUCUGUAUUUUCAAAGCUGGCUUUAGCUGAAGUGUAUGGAGAAAAUACACCUCACUACCAAGAAGAGAUUUAUCUCAAUCUCAUGAGUGAAAUGCCCAGCCUCAGCAAGAAGUGUCAGCAGGCCGUCUACCGUCACUGGGGGGAUUUCCUCUUCUACAAGCAGAAGUCACUGCGGGAGGCAGCUGAGAUGUACAAAGCAGGUUUCGCCAUUCCAGACGACUAUCCGGAGAGGCAACAACUGAAAACCAGGUUGGAAGAGGUGGCAGGAGAAUUCCAGCAGAGCUCCCAAACCGCUGAGGCUGAGGACAUACAUGACUUCAUUCAACAGACUGAAACUCCACGGUACAAGGGGAGAUCCACUGCUGGCAGCAACAGAGCAGGAGACUGGAGAUGUAGAGAAAAUAUGUGAUCCUUUCCCUUCCCUGGACACACUGUCUGAAGUGAGUCACUUUCCCCAGCUGUGUAACAAUGGCAUUCGUGUUGCAAAUGAUUCUGGGCCCCCGGAAUAGUUCACACCACGGCACAUGCUGCUGUUGCUUCUUAUAAUUAUCAUUAGCUACCUGUAUUGUGAUAGCGCCUAGGAGCCCAGACAUGGACCAGGACCCCAUUGCGCCUACAGUCUGCGACCAGAGACAACAGGAGGGAACCAGCAGACAGACGGGGGAGCACAGGCAGACGAUACUGGUCAGCAAAAUGGACAGUGGGCUCAGCCCACCAGCUACCCAGCCACUGUCCAGUGUUUUGUAAGCAUCACCGCAGAGGAGAGUUUAGCUUCUGAUCCUGAGCAGCUGUUUCUACCCAGAGGGGACGGUGCGACCAUCCUUGUCUCUAAGCAAACCUACCUGCCAGCUCUGCUGCCUUCUAACCUCCACACAGCAAAUAGGUGUGGAGUUUCUUCAAACAGCCUUGAGUUCUUCUAUCUGCAUAGCUGAGGGCCUGUCGUGUGUCUAUAUCAUGAGUCCCAUCUUUGCUUUCUGCACCUCUCACUGACAAUAACUCACAUUUACAUGGCACCUUCACCCCCAGCUUGUCAGGGAUCUGCUAUGUUUUUAUUUC